Messenger RNA from Enterobius vermicularis (human pinworm), 1062 nucleotides. The record is from the annotation of a GenBank genome assembly. Lineage: Eukaryota; Metazoa; Nematoda; Chromadorea; Rhabditida; Oxyuridae.
AUGUAUUCUAACCGAUACCUUUGCUUAAAGAUAUUUAAAAAUAAUUACAGAGUCAGACGAUACAAGGAAUACUGUGUGAUAGAAAAUGUUUUGACUCCAAAACUGAAAAACAUUGAGGUUAACUACAAAAGAAUAACGUUGGUGAUACAUUUGAGCAGUGACUACCUUGAUCACCGGCUUGUCGAACAGGCCAAAGCAUGGGAUGGCCCAAUUUCAUUAUCAGUUGUACUUCCAGAAAAGAAUACUUUAAGCGCCAUGUAUCAUGCAGAAAAAAAGUUAAUGGAAUACGAGUCUGAUUUGUUCCCCAAAGUUUCCGCACAUUUCAUUUACAAAUCAAACACUGAUUGCACUGAUCCAGUCGGUCCACGUCCACUGCAAAAGCUGACGUAUCCCUAUAUUUAUCCAGCUAAUGUGGCGAGAAAUGUAGCUCGAAUGAUGGUAACGACGAAAUAUAUUCUGCUAGGAGACUACGAGUUUAUAUUUUCAAAAAAUUUUGAACAACAGAUGGUCACCGUAGCCGAAGUCGAAACAAAGAAGAAUCCAAAAACAGUGCUCGUUUUUAGAAUAUUUGAAGUGGAUAAGACAAUUAAACAUUUACCUAGAGACAAAAAAAGUCUUGCGAUUCUACUGAAAAAGGGUAAAGCUGUUGAAUUCCAUAAUCGUUAUUUUAAGACAGCUCAUUCAAUCGUUGGAUUAAAUGAAUGGCUUGAAAAAGAGACAGUUUUGAAGCGUAAGCCGCAAAUUCGUUUCAGGUACACUAAAAAAGACUGGGAACCGCAGUUUGUGUCUUUAACAACUAUACCCUUUCACGAUGAAAGCUUUCCCUAUUCAAUCAAAGAUAACACAGUCUUAAGGUGGGAAAUGUGUCGACAAAACUACACGUUUGCUGUAGUCAAUAAUGUCUUCAUGGUUCAUCGAGGAAUCAAGACGUCUCAGGGUAAUAUAAGCGAGAUCAGAAAGCUAGCUUCAAAACAGUUCAGAAAGGCAAUAAAAGAGUUCAAAAAAAGAAUGGAAAAUGAACAUCCAGAGACGAAAAAUUUGUGUCCUGUUAUUAAAUUGUAA